This is a messenger RNA of Nothobranchius furzeri (turquoise killifish), 1590 nucleotides long. The record is from RefSeq and is a predicted model, not a curated record. NCBI's taxonomy places the organism in Eukaryota, Metazoa, Chordata, Actinopteri, Cyprinodontiformes, Nothobranchiidae.
UAUUCCUAAACUUGAUGGUUUAAAAGUUUGUUUUAGAUCCUGAUCAAAUGUUUCUGAUUUAUUCCUGUUUGAAUGUGGCAGAUGUUCUUCUCCAUUGUAUUUGCUGCUGUGGGUGUGGCGGGAGCCGUGUACAGUUUCAUUGUAUCGCUGGUCGGCUUGUCUUCUGGCCCUCUUUGCUUCACUGAUGAAGGGAAAUGGUAUAAGCCUUUUAAUAAUAGCGACCUGAGUUACGUGACUAACCAUGCCACAUGGACUCAGUGCAAAGAACCAAAAGAAGUUGUCCAGUUCAACAUAGGACUGUUCAUCAGUCUGGCGGUAGCCAGCGUUCUGCAGGCCCUGCUCUGUGCCGCUCAGGAGGUCAUCAACGGCCUCUUUGGCUGCAUCUGUGGAACCUGCAACAAACAGGUGCUGAAUGUUGUGUAACAUCUAAACUGCCUAGCUCACUUUACCCCAUUCUACUGUUUUGUUAUCAUGAGUUUUAUUUAACAGGAAGCAUGAUUGCAUGUGGAGUAGAGGUGUGAAAAGACACCCGCAUGCUGGAAAGUUUUAGUUGGUUUCAGUUUUCAUGUUUCUAACCAACACAGUGUAUUAUUAGAAUGCUCGAUAAAGAAUUUUUCUGUGCAAAUAGAAAAAAGAAAAUGGGCUCAAUGCAAAAUGAACUGUUUUAACAUGUGUAGUGAUUAGUUACUUUUAUUUUCCUGAUGAAAUAUUAGUUUUAAAGCUGAGGGAGAAGAUUGCGGAGUUUCUUUCUUUUACUGAGUUUGAGAUGAAACAUAGCUUUUGCUUUUAUUAGAAAUGCAUUAACAGUCACUGUAACAAAUGUAUUUUCAUUAUAUUACACUCUCAUUCAUUUUGUGAUAGCAAGGCUCUUUCGACAUAUUUAUUAACCAUUUUAUGCUAUUAAUUUAAAAAUAGCUUUCAGAAGACAAUGUUUUCAUUUUAGGCAACACGUUGAAUGAAUCAAACGUUUUAAAAUAGUAAAAUCAGUCAGAAGGCAACAAAAUAAGUUAAACAAAAAUAAGAGUAUUAAAAUCCAUGUGUUUUGGGGAUUUUGUUCUUUUAUAUUUUUUGGUUGAUAAGAUAAAACAAGAGCAAAAAUAAGGAAGAAGCAAAAUUGAAUAAAAAUUUUAAGCUGAAUAAAUGAAAAAUAAAAAGCUAUAAAAUCUAAACUUCAGGGUGGAAAAAAACAAUACAAUUGUAAAGAUAUAGGUAACAUUCUCGUAUAAGGUAAAUAAAGUUAUAAGUGAUAAAAUGUAAUACGGUAAAUAAACAAAAUCUUUAAAAGAAAUUCCCAUCUGCCAUAUUUUUGACCCUUAAUUCUAAGCAGAGGCCCGAUCCAUUUGGCUCUCCUGCUGCUGGUUCUCAACAGCAGCCCUAAUCAGGCUUUUAGCGCUUCUACUUGUUGUUUUAAAGACGUGUCCAAGUCAUUUAGAACAGAGGAAAGAGCUGCAGCGAACUCUGCUUCAGUCGCCAUGUUUAUGACAAACUCGGCGUUAUGGUGUGUGACGUACGCUACUCAGCGCUGAUUGGCUCGGUUAGAAUUCUCAGGGGUCGGAGUUAUUAGAAUAGGAGAGUUCCCAGACCCUUUCU